CCAGGCUUCUUCAUCAGACCUUUCUACAAGAUGAUGCUGGGGAAGCCCAUAACCCUGAAGGACAUGGAGUCAGUGGAUAGUGAAUACUACAACUCUCUGAAGUGGAUCCUGGAAAAUGACCCCACCGAGCUGGAUCUCACGUUUUGCAUAGAUGAGGAAAACUUUGGGCAGACAUAUCAAGUGGACCUGAAGCCCAACGGGUCCGAAAUCAUGGUAACAAAUGAAAACAAGCGGGAAUACAUUGACCUGGUCAUCCAGUGGCGAUUUGUCAACAGAGUGCAGAAAGAAAUGAAUGCCUUUCUGGAGGGAUUCACAGAACUGCUUCCUAUCGACCCGAUUAAAAUUUUUGAUGAAAAUGAGCUGGAGUUACUGAUGUGUGGCCUUGGUGGCGUGGAUGUCAGCGGCUGGAGACAACACACCAUCUACAAAAAUGGUUACUGCCCAAAUCACCCUGUUAUCCGGUGGUUCUGGAAGGCUGUGCUGCUGAUGGACGCUGAGAAGUGGAUCCGGCUGCUGCAGUUCGUGACCGGGACGUCCCGCGUGCCCAUGAACGGGGCAGGACAGGGGCGGGACCGGGCAGUCCCAGAAGGCAGAGCCCGGGAGGAGCCGGGAUGA
Molecule: messenger RNA, 615 nt
Organism: Oenanthe melanoleuca
Lineage: Eukaryota; Metazoa; Chordata; Aves; Passeriformes; Muscicapidae
Product: E3 ubiquitin-protein ligase NEDD4-like
Exons: 7
Biological process (GO): regulation of dendrite morphogenesis
Molecular function (GO): sodium channel inhibitor activity; ubiquitin-protein transferase activity
Source: RefSeq, a predicted model, not a curated record